Glarea lozoyensis ATCC 20868 is the source of this 987-nucleotide messenger RNA. RefSeq lists its product as uncharacterized. The transcript has a single exon. Lineage: Eukaryota; Fungi; Ascomycota; Leotiomycetes; Helotiales; Helotiaceae. The coding region runs from base 1 to 987 and encodes 328 amino acids. The record is from RefSeq and is a predicted model, not a curated record.
AUGACCUAUAAGCUAGGGCCAUGGGUGAGGUUGGAAGGCGUUUCCAUCCAACAGCUACCACCUGGCGCCAUACCUCUUCAUGGCGCGAGUUCGGAUUCGAAAGAGUCAGCAGAGGCCCCUAAAGAGCGGGAUGACAAUGGAUCAAUUUCAGCAGCGAACAUAUUCUCCUUCAUCACCUCAAUCCUUGCAGAAUCAAUUCCCUUCAUCGAUGGAGUGGCUCCCAAGUCCGGUGGUCCGUCAACUUGGAAGGCCAAAGGAGCGCCCAAGAAGUUUCCAACUUCUAAAGCACCAGUACAUCUUUGCGAAUGGACAGUACCAGGGGCGGAGCUAGACCAGGUAUCGGGGAUGAGCCAAUUCAGUGCGGAUAGAAAGGAUGAAUAUUGGUGUUGUAGGAAAAGCGUCCAUCGUGAUGUUGCAGAGACAGGCACGGCUACAUGGAGGGAGUUCGUACACAAUUUCAAAGACCAUCAUGCGGAGUCUGAGCGGGAUUUCACGCCCACCGUGAUGGAAGCGAGGAAAGCUCUGGAAUGGGAUACGGAGGGUAUUGAGGUUGAAGUCAAUGGGGAGAGGUGGGACAACAUAACGAUGGUUCUUUGCGAGUCGAAGCACAAAAUUGACCCAAAGCCUCUGAAGAACCGAACAUUCCCAGUGGUGCAAGUUACAGCUAUGUUGGCAGGAGCCAAGGAAUUUCUGGUCAUUUCCAUUCCACUCACAGACUUCGACAAGUCACCAUACUCUAAGUUUGCAAAAGACAAGAGUUUGGUUAUUGCUUCAUACACGAGCAUCGAACGAGUAAGGGUUCUACCUGAUAGCGGGGAUAUCGAAUGGAUUAUGGCGACGGCUAGCAACGCGAAAGGGGUUUUGCCACAAUUUGUGCAAAAUAUGGCCGUACCUGGAGCGAUUGCUAAAGAUGUUGAAUUCUUUAUGUCGUGGAUCCCAACGCAAAGAGCCUCUGGGAAUGGCAUGCCUGCCGAUGUCAGUGGUUGA